Molecule: messenger RNA, 1326 nt
Organism: Leptomonas pyrrhocoris
Lineage: Eukaryota; Euglenozoa; Kinetoplastea; Trypanosomatida; Trypanosomatidae
Product: putative leucine-rich repeat protein
Exons: 1
Coding region: 127-1326 (399 amino acids)
Biological process (GO): nucleocytoplasmic transport; activation of GTPase activity
Cellular component (GO): perinuclear region of cytoplasm; nucleus; cytosol
Molecular function (GO): small GTPase binding; GTPase activator activity
Source: RefSeq, a predicted model, not a curated record
AGAAAAGUUUGCGAUUCACGAGUACACCUCUUCGGUGAAGCACUUCUCAAUCCAUCAGGCGAAAGCAAAGAUAUUUAUUUAUAACUGACGUUCACACACCCGCACAAGCAAUAAUUGCGGCUCUAGAUGACGAGCUUUGCGGAGCACCCACCUGCUGCAGCAGAGGAUCCAGAACAGUCUUCUUCGCAAAUACAGCUUGUUGCGUAUGAGGAAGAGCCGCCGCGCUGCAAAUCGCAAGAAGAGAUUCUGGCGGAGCGGCUGCUUGCGCUGAAAAAGUUCCAGUACGCUAUUCCCGCUGAUCCCGAAGGCGAUGAAACGGGUGCUCAGAUGUAUCUCGCGGCCUGUGCGGCGGUGAAGACAAGUGGCAUGAAAGGGCCGACUCAAUCGAUUGCGAGAGAUCUUGCCAUGAACGGGGAGAUGCUGGACCUCUCCUAUGCCGGGCUUGGGGUGAAGGGAUGCGCCGCCCUUGCCGCUGCCCUGCGCGUCAACUCCGCUGUCCAAACUCUCGUCCUCGUUGGCAACUUCAUUACCCCGUCGGCUGCGCUGGAAGUGGUGACGGCCAUCAACGAGGUUCUCUCCGUGUACUCCCUCAACUUGUCGAAGAACCAGCUAGGUCGCGUAGAGGCGAUGCGGAAACGUACGGAUAAUUUGUCCAACGUCUCCGGUGGGACCGUGGUGGAUCGGGUCCUGGCUCCUGGCGGGGUGCUGCGCACCCUAUCGCUGCGCGAAAAUCAUUUAGGUGACACCGACGUGGCGACCUUCGCGGACACGCUCGCGGAGAACGUCACCUUGCAAGAGCUGGACCUCAGCUACAACUGCAUCGGGUACGCUGGAGCGUCGGAGCUGGCCAAGGUGCUCGCUCGCAACGGCGACCUCCGCUUGUUGAACUUAGAAUGGAAUCCCCUGCGUGCUGCAGGCGCGCAUCUUUUGUUGUCGGAGGGGCUGCUGCAGAAUAACACCAUCAAGCAGUGCAACCUGAGCUCGUGCGGCCUAGAUGACAAGUGUGGGCAGCUGGUGGCUCGUGUGGUGUCGGAGAACGCCAUUGAAGAGGUAAUCGUCGCAAACAACCGUAUCACUCACGUAGGGGCUGAGGCCAUCGCGCGCGCCCUACCGUCCACCUCUGCGCUCACAACUUUGGUGAUGGAUGGCAACCCUCUCGGGGACGAGGGCAGCGCGGCUCUGCUUGACGCGGCGUUGAGCGGCAGCGUCGCCACACUUCGCGUGUUGAGCUUGCAGCACUGUAGCUGCAACAAUCCAGAGACGCUGCGACGCGGGCAAACAGGAUCGACGUCUACACUGACCAUCCGCAUCUCGGAAAGUGUGUAG